GUGAGAGUGUCAGAGCGAGACCGGGCCCAUGGCGGCGCCCAGCGCGGCCCUCACAGAUCUGCUGGUGAUGCAUUUGUGUUCCUGACUAUGGAACCCACAGCUGAGUUGCCGAAGAUCCUGCACGCCUGCAUUGCAGAUCAGCUGCCAGCGGAGAAAGCAUUAGCAAUCUUCACUGAUUCUCCUCAUCCUCUGGCGGUCAACCAUGUUACCCAAGAUGACAAAAUAGUGACUCCUGAUUCAAAGAUGAAACUGCAGGAUGAAGGUGGCACUUCUACCCAGUGGACCAGAUAUUUGAAUCGAGAACCGUCCUGUUUUUCAGAGGAACUGAAGCUCGCUUUGCAAAGUGACAGACGCUUGCAAAGCUACACACACACAAGUGAUGACUCUUCCAGUGGCAGGGAGUUAUCCCUGUCUUCAAGCACCGAUCUAGUGGAUUCUGACGAACUGUCAUCGGAAAACAAUGAAGGGAGGAUGACUUCUUGGGAUGGCGCUCACAGGCCUCACCAGAUCAGCACUUUGGUGAGAGGGGAGGAUCCGCACCAUUCCUGCAAGACAGGCUCUGCCGCAAGACUGCGGCUCAACAAAACAAACCAAUCCUCAACUACAAAGUGGGCCAAUGUUUCAUCUCGAAAAGUGCCCCGGAUGAAGAAGUGUCAGCGAACCCAGAAGCAGAAGGAGCUGGUGCAGCGGGUGCGACGGGCACGGGAAGCUGUGAUCCGCAAGAAGUGCGCGGCCCAGUGGAUUGGCAGCUCCACGGACAGGGACACGAGCAGCAACUCUGACACAGAAGAAGUGAUUACAUGUGAUGACAGUCAGACCAACAUUCGAGAUCCUCUGGACCCAAUAGAGGAAGAUGAUGUGUUGGUUGUUGAGCCACUGACUGUGUCUACUCUGCCAGUUAGUGAGGAGGUGAACAUCACAUCUAGUGACAGCGAGGUGGAAAUCAUUAAUGUUGUGGAUGAUGAAAGACCUUCUGUGUCAGGCCCUUGGGUUGGCCACGCAAUGAAGAAAUCUGGGAACUCUGGGUUCCAGGUCCCUCCCGGUCAUCGAACAACUUCAGCAGAGGUUGUGGAUCUGACUCUCGAUGACAAUGAUGCAGUGACUGUAUUGGGUGACCUUCCAGGUAUCGACUCUCUCAGCAGCCCUGAAAUUGUUCAGUCGGAUAUGCUUCAAGGAUUGUCAGAGAGUUUAUCUCUUGGGGUUAACAGCUCACAUCUAACGUGGUCAUCUUUCAACGCUGCAGCAGGUGGUGAAGCUUAUACAUCUGCAGCCACUUCAGCAAAGUCUCGGGUGUCAUCAGGUGAGGCCGGUAUUCCUUGUUCUAGCAGUAGAACUGCUUCCCUAUCAUGCCAACACCACCGAUCAUCCACAUCUCCUGCCUGUUGCUCUCAGCGCUGUGCCUGCAGUUCUACCAGACCGGGCUCACACAGAUUGGGCCUUGCCCAAGACCAUUAUUCGCAGCCCCACCACCUCCAUUCCAAUACUCAGUUUCUCACCCGCCAAAGCCAUCAGUCCUGGAUCCACCACCCGCAUCAACACUGCCCACAGACUGAGUUCCGGCACAUUCAACAGCCAGUUCAACAGGGGAACCCACAGUCACCCCACAGCGGUGUAAGCUCCAGAGAAGGCGAGACCUUGAGUAACAGACAGCAUCAGGUCUCUUCAUGUGAUAUUGCUAAUAGUGGACAGAGUGCUGGUGGGAUUGAAAAUACCCAGAAGAGUGAAAUACAGGCACCACCUCAGCAAAUCCAUACUUCUCAGCCAAUGGAAGGGAUUGGAAAUCUGCCCAGCACCGUACAGUCACCAACCGUCCUGUCACCGAAAUCUUGGCUUCGUCACAGUUCUCCCCUGCAUGGGGGUGAUGAAAAUCGGUCCAGCCCUGCUCAGCCUAGUGCAACUCCAUCACCCACCUGCGUGACUUUGGCACCUUGGCAUCAACCCAGCAUACUCCAGAACGAGACGAGGAGAAAUCUACCAGGUCUGAGUGAAAAUCUAAGCCACCAACAGCACUGCAUGUCACACCAGUUUCCAUGUCAUCUGUCAGGUUCUACAGUGUAUGCUGCAUUUCCGAGGGGCUUAGCUGGUCCUACCUCCACCACCCAGGCAGCAAAUCUCUCGUGUCAAUCGCCCACAGCGAGCAGUUACCCCAUUGCAAGGCCUGUACCAUCAUAUCAUACUCGAAUGCAGCCUGGACUUUCAACACAAUAUAGGCCGACCACCUCUCAACAUCCUCCCACUUUACCAACCUCGCAGCAAACAGUGCCAGCUCUACAAAUGGUGCAGUUUCAGCGUCCACCCUCCACAGCUCCUCCUUUACUGGUCAACAGUCCAUUAGUGGCACCCAUUAACCCACAACAACAGCAACAAUGCUCAGUGUAUCAACAACAGCAGCAACAAUGCUCAGUGUAUCAACAACAGCAGCAACAAUGCUCAGUGUAUCAACAACAGCAGCAGUGCUCUGUGUAUCAGUAUCAGCAGCAGCAGCAAUGCUCUGUUUAUCAGCAACAGCAGCAACAAUGCUCCAUAUACCAGCAGCAACAACAAUGCUCUGUCUAUCAGCAGAGAGGCCCUGAGAUUCAGAGGAACCAUUGGAUGGAGACAGUCAGAGAGGAACGGGUUACAUCAAAUUUUCCUCAGUACAACGCUGGACAUGUUCACCUACAUCGCUACCAGCUGGUUCCACCCAGACUGCACUUGGUUUCCAUGGCAGCGCCCUCUAUUCCUGUGGUAAUGCCAGACAUCUUCAUGCACCCACAUUUACAAGUCUUUGCCCAUCAUGGACUGCGAGGAAUGCAAAGCCAUGUUGCGAUGCACAGGGGAUACCAGGAUUUGCUUCACUUGGAGGAUCAGUUUAGUGAUUUAAACCACGGGGCGUCUCAGAGCACCAUUGAGAGGUACACCUUCCUGCACAGGUACGAAAAGAGAACUUUAGAGACCUGUGAAGAAGGGAAGGAGGCAGCUGAAGUUGAAGAGAAAUGCACAAUUUGCCUGUCUCCAUUAGAAGAAGGAGAGGAUGUUAGGCGGCUGCCUUGCAUGCAUCUGUUCCAUCAGAUUUGUGUGGAUCAGUGGCUAGCCACCAGCAAGAAGUGUCCAAUUUGUCGAGUGGACAUUGAGGCCCAACUUCCAGUGGACACCUAACUGAGCAAAAAGUGUUAGCAGUGAGGUUUGUGUGAUCGGACCCACAUCUUGCACUAGUUGGAGUGGAAAAGAUUUUAAAGAAACAUCUGCAGUCAAGUCUCGUUGCUCAACCUGGACAACUGGUAUUUGGAAGUGCAGCGUAUUCUGAACACACCAGUUUUAACAGCCAUAAUGGAAAGGGUUGAUGCCUUAAACAAACUAAUUACUUCUACUAGAACUCUGUCCAUAAGGUCAGGUGGAAGUGAACGCAAUUGAUAACCAAGGAAAGACUAAAAGAAUCCAAGACUUUUCUUAUUUCUACCAUCUUUCUACCAAAUUUGUUUUGCUCAUCAGAAAUUUGUUUUACUCUUAAGUUAAUGGAAUGUCAUGUGCCAUGAACAAUUAGAUAUUUAAUUGAGAUACAAAACAGUAAUGGAUCCAUCCACUGCAUUUGGAGGUGAUUGAUUUUGUAUAGUUGAGAUUGGUUUGUGGAAAGUCCAUACAAAUCAACUCUAUUAACACAGGUUUGUAAGGAUAGCAUUCACUUUGAAUGGAAAAGCACAGGAAAUGCAGCAAAUAGGAAUGAAGGAAAUGUAAAAUAAUCCCAUUGGAAUCUUUUGGAAAAAAUCAUAUGUUUACUGUACACAUUACAAUUUACUUGUGUGAUCAGCUGUUCCACCCUCCUCCCUCCACUUUCUGUUGCUCUGGAGUAGCGUGAACUCAGAUAUGUGCACCUGGUGUACUGAAGUUUAAUAUGGAAUCAUGAGAUUUCUGUGCAAUAAACAGUGAUGGAUCCAAAUAUGUCGCUAUUCAUUGGAUCAUCGGCAGGAUCUGGAAGGGCAGACCAGUCACUGGGGCAGGGUAUCAUCCCACUCAGUUCCUGUUAAUCCUGCAAGCCAAAGCCAUAAUGGAUAGGGUGGUCAAGCAGUGGGAAAGCAUGCCGGACAGCAAUAUCAAUGGCAGUAUGUGGUUUUAGCUGGUUAGACUCCAGCAGUUACCCCCAACAUACACUCUGGGGUCCUCAAGCCUUGGCUCUUGUCAACCUGCGCCUAAUACUUUCUGGAAUUCGGUAAGCAAGAUGCAUCCCUCCAUGGAGAGCGCACUCCAACAAUCUAUCUCUGGGAUUUCCAUGUGGGACGCGUGGAAUUCUCAGCUCGGUUUGGCGACUCUUAAACGUGGUCAUGGGUUUUCGCAUGUGUCAUGUGACCAAAAUAAAAUGACAUUUCAUCCUCAACACUGUGAUGAUUAUACCUGUGAUUGUCAAGGACUCCUGUAAAGGAGAAAGUGGCAUUCAGAGCUUUUCAAACCUUCCAUAUGUACGAUUCAAUAUUUAGAGGUCAGACAUUACCAAACAUUAAAUCUGCACACAGGAUGACAGAUGCUCUGAUGAUUUGCUUGAUGCAGAAAUCAGAUUUUAAAAUCGUCUAAAUCUGGAUGAGAUAAAUUAAUUGAUAAUUCUGUUACUUUUUAAGAAAGCAUCUUAGUUUAUGAACCUAAUGAGACUUUAGCCCUGUAUGAAAGUUUCAAUCAGUAAUGUAUAUUAACACUAAUUGUAAAUUGCGCACUAAUUGUGAUGCAGAAACUUGGAGCACUUUGAAGGCAUCAGAAGAAUUGCAUUAGGAUUUUCUGAGACAAUGAAGAUACUUGUUCCAAUGUGAUGUGUACUUCCCAUUGUAUUUUGUAAUAUUUAACAUUAUGGUUUUGCAUAAUACCAUUUUUAGAAAAUGAAUGUGUUUGUAUUAUUUGCUGAGGUAAGAUCUGACUCUGCAGUUUGAGGAAUUAAUAAAUAAUCCUAAUCAUUUAGAGACAUGUCUACAGACAUGCUUCUCAAUUGUUCAUGCAUAUAGCUGGAAAUCUGGGCAGCUUUUUAUUCAAUAAAUAGGUAACUCCAUAGGUGAAUGGCCACACACUUAGUUUAAACUGUUGAUGACUAGAAAAGUACUGGGAAUGGAUAUCUGAUUCACCAGUAAACAGUAAUCUGUCACUGGGAGCAGCUUCACUGCAAGCAGUUGCAUAUUUUACCCAAGAGAUGCACUUUGUAUAUGUCAAAUGUCUGAAAGCACUUUACAAUAAUUGUCAUGUGUAGUAACUGUUUUGUAGGUAUAUAUAUAUCAGCAUAGCGCAUUUGAUAGCUGUGUUGUCUCUUUCCAGUUGAGUGUAAGUGGAUGAUGGGGCACAGGAAGAAUGAUAACCGAGCUCGUCACACAAUGCCCACACAUGUGCCAGAAGUAGCAGUGACUUCUAUAGUAGUAUAUAGUAGUACAACCUAUAAUAGUAGUAUAGCAAUCCGUCAAUUUGACUUAGUUCACUGAGCCUCUGAGUCAGAAGCUUGUCAUAUCGGGACUUUGACCUCACAUUCUAGGCUGAUAAUCCAGGGCAAUUCUGUCAUGAGUGCUGCAUUGUCAGCGAUCCUUGUCCUUCGAAUGAGAAGUUAAACUCAAGAUCCUGUCUACCUGUUCAGGUGGCACUGCUGUUCUGAUCAUUGCCAAACAUCAAGUACUGGAUGACGUUAAACAAAAACAAGACAAAUGCUCUCCAGCUUGGUUCCCGUCAGCACCUUUCACAUUGGCAGGACAAUUCAAAGUGCUGUUCACCUCGAGCACUGACAGCAUCAAACUUCCCUUUGCUGAAUUGGUGCGCAUCUUCGGUGGCUUGUUUGAUGCAAAUUGUCUUUCAAACUCCACAACGUUUUCUGACCUGUUCAGCUUUCCUCCAUCUCCAAAACAUUGCCUGCCACAUCCCCUCGAACUGCCGAGACCAAGUAUUGAUCAAGUCCAGGCUUGACUAUUCGAAUCCUCUGCACGCCGGCCUCCCAGCUCUUACCUACACAAGCUGCAGACUAUCCAGAAAUGCAGCUUAAGUCCUGUGUCAAACUGCACCAGGCCUGUUGAUCCCAGCCUUGAUCGGCUCCACUGGCUCCUCAUCUCCCAACUGUUUGAAGUGAAGAUCCUGACCCUCCCGACCAACUAAUCGCUUGCACAGCGAGUACAUCAUGUCCCUGCCCUAUCUAGCCCACCAAUUCUACAAUCCUGUCUGGAGCUUUGAGCUCUGCUUUGAGAUGUUCUCCCAACGUGGCCAACAGACCCCCAGAUUAAAUUGGUCAUUUUCUUCAUGGUUCUUGCAAUUAUUUGGCUGUACACACAUUGGCUGUCCUGUUUGUCCAGGAAACAGUCACUAUACUUUACAGAAUAUCCUGGGAUGUCCUUCCGAU
Callorhinchus milii (elephant shark) is the source of this 6328-nucleotide messenger RNA. Its product is annotated as E3 ubiquitin-protein ligase Arkadia-like. Gene Ontology annotation, molecular function: zinc ion binding; ubiquitin protein ligase activity. NCBI's taxonomy places the organism in Eukaryota, Metazoa, Chordata, Chondrichthyes, Chimaeriformes, Callorhinchidae. The coding region runs from base 88 to 3138 and encodes 1016 amino acids. The record is from RefSeq and is a predicted model, not a curated record. The transcript has 15 exons.